CCAGAGAAGAAUGGACGAAGCUCGUGCGGAGCCGCCUGCCGCCGGAAUGGACGUGGACAAGCUCACCUACGAGAUCUUCUCCAUCCUCGAGAGCAAGUUCUUGUUCGGCUACGACGACCCAAAGCUCCUCUUCGCCGGAGGCUCCCCGCACACACCGGCAGCCAUGGCGGCAGUGAAGGGGACUCCCCCGCGAGCGCAGUCAGGGAAGGUCUGCAUCCUGUCGAUCGACGGCGGCGGGCGCGCCGCCGACGGCCUUCUCGCCGGCGCGGCGCUGGUGAGGCUGGAGGCCUCCCUGCGUCGACGCACCGGGGACCCGAAGGCGCGGCUGGCGGACUUCUUCGACGUGGCCGCGGGCUCCGGCGCCGGCGGCGUGCUCGCGGCGAUGCUGGUGGCGCGCGGGGCCGACGACGCGCGGCCGCUCUUCUCCGCGGAGGACGCGCUGGCGUUCCUCGUGCGCAGCCUCCGCCGCGGCUGGUCCUCCCCGUCCUCCGGCGGCGGCAUCCGCGCGCUGUUCCGCCGCCCGGCGGGCGCCGCCUUCCGCAAGGUGUUCGGGGAGCUGACGCUGCGGGACACGGCGCGGCCGGUGCUGGUCCCGUGCUACGACCUGGCCACGGGCGCCCCGUUCCUCUUCUCCCGCGCCGACGCGGCCGAGCGGCCCGCCUACGACUUCCGCCUCCGCGACGUGUGCGCCGCCACGUGCGCCGGGUCGGACCGCGCGUCGGCGGCGGUGGAGGUGCGGUCGUGCGACGGCGCGACCCGCAUCGUGGCUGUCGGCGGCGGCGUGGCGCUCGGCAACCCCACGGCCGCGGCCAUCACGCACGUGCUCAACAACAAGCGCGAGUUCCCGCUCGCCUCCGGCGUGGAGGACCUGCUGGUCAUCUCCAUCGGCAGCGGGGAGGGCGAGCAGCGCCCCGCCGGCAACAGCGGCGGCGGCACGUCGACGUCCGAGAUCGUCAGGAUCGCCGCCGAGGGCGUGUCCGACAUGGUGGAUCAAGCGGUGGCCAUGGCGUUCGGGCACAGCAGGGCGAGCAACUACAUCCGCAUACAGGCGAUGGGCUCGCCGCGGGCGAGGGGCGGCGUGGCGGUGGCGGCGGAGGAGAUGCUGUCGCAGAAGAACGUGGAGUCGGUGCUGUUCCGCGGCAAGAAGCUCGGGGAGCAGACCAACGCCGACAAGCUGGAGCGGUUCGCGCACGAGCUCGUCAAGGAGCGCGACCGCCGCGCUUCCAGCACCGGCGCCCCGGCCGUCGUCAAGCAGCAGCCGGCGGCCGAAGACGCCGCCGCGCCGGCGUCGUACUCGAACCUGGUCAGCCAGAUGUUCACCAGCAUCCUGUAG
Lolium rigidum is the source of this 1333-nucleotide messenger RNA. RefSeq names its product patatin-like protein 3. Lineage: Eukaryota; Viridiplantae; Streptophyta; Magnoliopsida; Poales; Poaceae. The transcript is spliced from 2 exons. Gene Ontology annotation, biological process: lipid metabolic process. Bases 11 to 1333 code for a protein of 440 amino acids. The record is from RefSeq and is a predicted model, not a curated record.